Messenger RNA from Solea senegalensis (Senegalese sole), 1007 nucleotides. RefSeq names its product anaphase promoting complex subunit 10 (gene anapc10). The coding region runs from base 294 to 854 and encodes 186 amino acids. Gene Ontology annotation, cellular component: anaphase-promoting complex. The transcript has 6 exons. The record is from RefSeq and is a predicted model, not a curated record. Lineage: Eukaryota; Metazoa; Chordata; Actinopteri; Pleuronectiformes; Soleidae. Gene Ontology annotation, biological process: protein K11-linked ubiquitination; anaphase-promoting complex-dependent catabolic process.
UUCUUGAAACUCUCUUGCUCUCCUGCACCAACGCCCAUAGAGAAAACCAUCGAUUUUAUGUCACAGCACACGGUUGUUGAUGGUUGGUUACACAAUCUGUCAAGUUAUCUUCUUGUCCUGUGCAGCCUCUGCACUUGUAAGAAUGGUUUUAUGAAUGCAAAUGAUGCAACAGGAGACCAUCAACUCCUGUUUCCCUGCCAACUAAAAACGCAGAUUCUUUUCAUGGACUUUGGUGCAGGAGAGCGAGUGGUUUAUAAACUUUCAGUUCCCAGCCCGAAAAGGCAGUGUCAAGCAUGGCCACUCCGAGCAAGACACCACCUGGAGCAGACCCCAAACAGCUGGAGCGGACUGGGACGGUCCGGGAGAUUGGCUCCCAGGCGGUGUGGUCCCUGUCUUCCUGUAAACCCGGCUUUGGAGUGGAUCAGCUGAGGGACGACAACCUGGAGACCUACUGGCAGUCUGAUGGAUCUCAGCCUCACCUGGUCAACAUACAAUUCAGGAGGAGGACGACUGUGAAGAUGUUGUGUAUUUAUGCAGACUAUAAAUCCGAUGAGAGCUACACACCCAGUAAGAUCUCUGUCAGAGUGGGCAACAACUUCCAUAACCUGCAGGAAGUCAGGCAGCUGGAGAUGGUGGAGCCCAGCGGCUGGAUCCACAUCUCUUUGAUCAACCAGCGGACCAACGAGCCAAUCAGCACCUUCAUGAUCCAGAUCGCCGUGUUGGCGAACCAUCAGAAUGGCAGAGACACUCACAUGCGGCAGAUCAAAGUCUACACGCCGGUGGAGGAGAGCUCCAUCGGAAAGUUCCCACGAUGCACCACGGUCGACUUCAUGAUGUACCGUACCAUCAGGUGACCUGGACUGUCCCGUGACCUGCUGCAUCGGGGUGGUUUUUUUAAAACGUCCAGAGAAGAGAAAAUAAAUGGCGGACUGUUACGCUUACGAUCGAUCACAUGAUCAAGUUUUGUCAUAUGUCUUUAUUAUUAAAGAACACGUUUCAUAUUUUUA